GGAGCAGACUGGAGUCAAGGGCAGGCUAACAAGUGUCACCUUAGGGGUUAAAGGACCCGACAGACAGAGACUUCAAGAGAGCACUUGAAGUGACAUGUGCACUGGACGCACUGGACAAGCACACUAUAGCAUGCAGCUAACAUGCUCACUGCUUUUCCUGGGAAUAUUUUUCAUUCAUACCAUCUGCUGUCAUGGUCAAGUUGACCCACUUGCCCUGGGUCGUGCAGACCCACAGUGCUGGGAGACAUCAACAGCUAUCUUACUGGAGAUGAAAAAGCCCCGGAUAGCUGAUUCUGUGGCUGGAUUCUGGGACUUCAUGAUAUAUCUAAAAUCAUCUGACAAUUUUAAACAUGGUGUUCUGUUUUGGGACCUAGCACAACUAUUCUGGGAUAUCUAUGUGGACUGUGUACUCUCCAGAACGCACGGGUUGGGCAGAAGACAGUUAAAUGAAGAAGGGAAGAAAAUAACUAAUUUUGUGUCACAGUUCACAUCAAAAACAAUUUCUCACCAUCGAAGAUCUGGUUUACCGAAUCAAAAAGAACUCAUUCAACAGUUAAUAGGUGUCCAAAUAGACAAAAGGGAAUCCAGACUACUCAGCAGUAUCAGGCGAGGAAUCAAAAGGAAAUAGCUUAAAAUUGAAGCGAA
Molecule: messenger RNA, 645 nt
Organism: Hyla sarda
Lineage: Eukaryota; Metazoa; Chordata; Amphibia; Anura; Hylidae
Gene: FAM237A
Product: family with sequence similarity 237 member A
Exons: 3
Coding region: 95-628 (177 amino acids)
Source: RefSeq, a predicted model, not a curated record